Molecule: messenger RNA, 360 nt
Organism: Fraxinus pennsylvanica
Lineage: Eukaryota; Viridiplantae; Streptophyta; Magnoliopsida; Lamiales; Oleaceae
Source: the annotation of a GenBank genome assembly
AUGAUGGCAAAACUUCCACUGGAGAAAUUGAAAAGAGGAGUUAUAUGCUCAUCGGUCGGAAAUCAUGCACAAGGAGUGGCAUUAUCAGCCCAGAGAUUGGGCUGCAAUGCUGUGAUUGCUAUGCAUGUUACUACACCAGAAAUCAAGAAGUUUGGGGGGCAACAGUUGUACUUGUGGGAGAUUCUUAUGAUGAAGCACAGGCGGGCAGAAGAAGAGGGCCGCACUUUCAUUCCUCCCUUUGAUCACCCAGAUGUCAUAACUGGGCAGGGGACAGUUGGAAUGGAGAUUGUACGCCAAAUGAAAGGCCCAAUACGGCAAUACAUGCUAUAUUUGUGCCAGUUGGGGGUGGCAGGCUUAUAG